AUGUACCGCCAAAUUCUUGUAGAUCCUCGAGACCUCGACUACCAAAAAAUUCUGUGGCGUGACUCUCCUCUACAACCCGCUGAAGAGUAUCAUCUCCUCACGGUCACAUACGGUACUGCUCCGGCCCCAUUUCUAGCCCUUCGCGUCUUACAGCAGUUAGUCGAGGACGAAGGCUCUCAUUUUCCAGCGGCUAUUUCCGUUCUUCGGGUGCAAGUUUACAUAGACGAUUUCCUGUUCGGAGGCGAUAGUCACGAUUCCGUUCGUCACCUAAGAGAUCAAACCAUCGAGCUCUUAGGAACAGGAGGCUUCUCCUUACGAAAAUGGGCGAGUAAUGACUUCACGCUCUUGUCCGACAUUCAUCCGAGAAACCACGGCCUUGCUACCGGUAAAUCUUUACAAACCAACGAAAUAAUCUCAGUGCUUGGUAUUAGUUGGAAUCCAGCGUUAGACACGUUUAAUUUUAAAUUGAACAUACCGACCGAAUUGCCUCGAACUAAAAGGGUGAUCCUUUCAACCAUUGCAAAACUUUUCGAUCCCAUCGGUUGGAUCGUGCCUAUUCUCAUCGUCGCUAAAGUAUAUAUGCAGACAUUGUGGUCUAGCCGCUGCGAUUGGGAUGAUGUUCUUCCAGCAACCCUCCUCACGGAGUGGCAGACGUUCUAUGAACAACUGCCCGACCUGGAGCAUCUGUCCAUCCCACGAAAACUCGCACCGCGAGUUAUUCAAUCCACAAGCCUCCACGGAUUUUCCGACGCUUCCACGAAAGCUUACGCCGUCGCUAUUUACAUGCGUAGCGUGCUGUGUGAUGGCUCCAUACACACCUCUCUCCUCGUAUCGAAAACACGAGUGGCCUCAGUCAAGACUGUCAGCGUACCUCGACUGGAAUUAUGCGCUGCGCUGCUCCUUGCUCGCCUUUUACGAUUCGUACGGACCGCGUUACAUCAAGAAAUGAUUGAGGCUCAUUGUUGA
This is a messenger RNA of Megachile rotundata (alfalfa leafcutting bee), 966 nucleotides long. RefSeq lists its product as uncharacterized. NCBI's taxonomy places the organism in Eukaryota, Metazoa, Arthropoda, Insecta, Hymenoptera, Megachilidae. The record is from RefSeq and is a predicted model, not a curated record.